AUGGGUUGCAUUCGUCCAGCGACGCCUGGGUUCAUCGUCACCCUCGUCGCUACAGUCCUCCUUGCUGUCGUUUCUUUCUGCGUUCCGUUCUUUAAAUCAGUUUAUUUCCUCAGAGCAAGCAUCGACGUAGAGGGAAUCUCCGGUUCAAUAACAUUUGGUACCCUUGGCUACUGUCUAGAGUUCGCAGGCCAGGUCAAUUGCACAAAGCCAUCGAUAGGCUAUGAACUAGAUAUCAACGGCCUGGUGGGCAACAACUUGCCCAUCGAAAUACCCAACGUCGCAGUCAAAUGGAUCACUUACGCUCUUUUCACCCAUGUCGUGGCCCUCGCCCUCUCAGCGGGUUCUGCAAUAUUCGGCUUGUUGGCCCACGUCCGUGAAAUGUCGAUGACUUGCUGCAGCACAUGCGUUUCUGGUUUCGCCGCCGCAGUCGCUCUCAUCGCCUUCAUUUUUGAUCUUGUUCUUUUCUUCGUCGCCAAGGCGCGCAUCAACGCUGUCGGUUCCGCAACGAUGGGCAAUGCCAUUUGGCUGACAUUGGCAGCCUGGGUGUUGCUAUUCUUCAGCGGGUGUUUCUACACGUUGGGCCGAUGCUGCAUUUCCAGGCGUCCCAAAAUGGGCGGUUCAGGCUGGGGUGAGGGCUCCGGCAGGGACCCCAGGUACGAUGCCCCCAAGAACGACUAUACUGAGCAAAUGCGUCUCGACGCCGUCAAGGCGGAAGCAGACAGGAAAGCUCGCGAGAGACAGCAGAAGGAAGUCGGGCUUCCUGCAUUUGCUGAAACGCAACCGCUCACUGCCCGCGUCGAGGGAGACCAUGUGUACCUCGACGACGACUCAAAGGAUGCUAUCUCGACCGGACCAUCUUCACCAACAAGUCUCGCUCGACCGUCGCAGAACAGCCUGAACAGUAACCGACGUCAAUACAACGCUGGGGGCUAUGCGCAAGGCACACCAGGUAACAGAGCCAUCGACGAAUACUAUAAUCCAACAAACACGUCUUCGAGUCCACCCGCCCCCAACACCUACCCACCUCAGCCUCAACCUCAGAGACAGGGUAGCGCCCAUGCCUACACUCCCUCGGGCUACAGCAAUACUGCUGGAUACGGUGCAUCACCCCAACGUCAGCCGAGUGGAUACACUCCAGCAUCUACUGGACCAUAUGCCCAGACGGGCUAUGGUGCCUACCAAUCGACAUCGCCACCUCCAAUGCCUUCCCACUCUCAGGGACUUACAGUACCCGGACAAGCUCCAUACUCUGAUCCCUAUGACCCAUACAACCAAUCUGGACAACAGUAUGGGCACACAGCCGGUGGAAGCUCUUACCAUACUGCUUCCUCCCACAACCAACAACCGUCCGCAUAUUCACAAUAUGAUCCUUACGGACAAACGUCCUCUUCGCCUCCUCCCCAACCAACUUCUUACUACAGCCCACAACCUCAUAACCAAUACACUGAGCAGCCUGCCUUCCUUACCACCACCUCUCCAGAGCCCUACAGUCGACAGCCCCAAACUUCCGCAACUCCAGGGUUCCCAUCAGCGCUAACGCCAGGGUACGGAGCCUCCGCAGCUGCCGGGGCUGCGGCAGCGACUUCCCCACCACCCUCUACAUCCAUGCACUCCGUUUCUUCUGCCUAUCACCAACCACCGCAGCGGCAAUAUACGCUAGGAGGUGACGGGUAUGGCAACAACUCGGUCCCUCCACUACCUGAGCAUGAUCCAUAUAGCGGUUAUCCACCAGGACUCGAUACUACUUCAGGGGCAACCACGGGUGCUUACGCAGGUGCCACUAGCCCUGUGAGAGGACCUCGACCGCAACCUUCAGCGGGAGGUAUCCCUGACGAAGCUCCUCCAGGGUAUGACCAGGGAGGAUCGUCCGUCGUCGGACAAUGGGGCAAACACUAG
Coprinopsis cinerea okayama7#130 is the source of this 1896-nucleotide messenger RNA. RefSeq lists its product as hypothetical. NCBI's taxonomy places the organism in Eukaryota, Fungi, Basidiomycota, Agaricomycetes, Agaricales, Psathyrellaceae. The record is from RefSeq and is a predicted model, not a curated record. Gene Ontology annotation, cellular component: cell division site; growing cell tip; plasma membrane. Bases 1 to 1896 code for a protein of 631 amino acids. The transcript has 3 exons.